AUGCCGUCUAUUAUCCAGCAUGCCCUCGCCUGGGAAGCAAUCGCCAACGGUGUCUUCUCUGUCGCUUCUAUUCUUUUCCCUGGCCGAUUGCUCUCCUCUUUGGUGGCGUUGGAGUCAGUCCCCAAUAGCACGAGUGCUAUGUUCAAGUUCUUCGGUGCGACGAUGCUCGGAAUGUCAGCAACCAUGGUUCUGUCUUUGCCGGAUUCCACAGACGCUGCAGCGAAACGGAAAUUAACAUACGCAUCAUGCGCGGUUAUCGAGAGCGCCCUCGUAUCUGUUGUCCUCUGGCAAACUAGCCGGCCGGAAACUAGUGGAUUUACCUUCAUUGGGUUGUUAUCGCUCUUGGGCUCAGUAGUGCCGGUACUCGUUUGGCAUUUGUACGUGCUGCUCUCGAAACCUCACUGGUUCGAGCCUGAGUCUGCAUGUGUGGCAGAAGGUAAAGAUAUCAGGUCUCCGAAGAAAGGCGUUGUGAUUAAAUAG
Molecule: messenger RNA, 480 nt
Organism: Fusarium graminearum PH-1
Lineage: Eukaryota; Fungi; Ascomycota; Sordariomycetes; Hypocreales; Nectriaceae
Exons: 2
Coding region: 1-480 (159 amino acids)
Source: RefSeq, a predicted model, not a curated record